Euleptes europaea (tarantolino) is the source of this 1446-nucleotide messenger RNA. Its product is annotated as zinc finger protein RFP-like. The transcript is spliced from 7 exons. Bases 10 to 1446 code for a protein of 478 amino acids. The record is from RefSeq and is a predicted model, not a curated record. Gene Ontology annotation, molecular function: zinc ion binding; protein binding. Lineage: Eukaryota; Metazoa; Chordata; Lepidosauria; Squamata; Sphaerodactylidae.
CGACGCCGAAUGGCUGCUCCAAAUCCCGAAAAAACUCUCCAGGAUGAAGCCACUUGUUCCAUCUGCCUGGAUUAUUUUCAGGAUCCGGUGAUGAUCAUCGAUUGUGGGCACAAUUUCUGCCGAAACUGCAUCACGCAGUGCUGCGAAGGGUCCGCUUUCAAACCGCUUUCCUGCCCGCAGUGCCGGAAACACUUUCUUUGGAAAAACCUUCAUCCCAACAGGCAUCUGUGGAACAUUGUAGAACUCGCCAAACAGUUCAGCAAGAGGCGGGCAAAUGAAAAUGGGGAGCAGAAGUUGUGCGCGAAGCACCUGGAGCCCCUCAAACUCUUCUGUGAAGAUGACCGGACUCCCAUGUGUGUGGUGUGUGAUAGGUCCAGGGCGCAUAGAAAACACAGUGUGGUUCCUAUAGAAGAGGCUGCUCAGGUUUACAAGGAUAAACUGCAUCACUGUCUGCAGACACUGAAAGAAGAGAAAGAAAAGAUUUUGUCACUUAAAUUGCAAAUAGAGAAGCCAAGCCAGGAUCUGCUGAAAGACACGGCAGCCGAGAGGCAGAAGCUCUUGUCAGAGUUUCAACAGCUGCAACAGUUCCUUGAGAAACACAAGCAGCAUUUGUUGGCCCAGCUGGAUGAAGUGGAGAAACAAGUUGAGAAAAAAAAGGCUGAAGAUGCCGUGACGUUUUCUGAGGAGGUUUCCCGCCUGGGCGCCCUAAUCCAGGAGCUUGAGCAGAAGUGCCGGGAGCCACCAAGUGGGCUCCUGCAAGAUAUUGAAAGUACCAUAAACAGAUGUAGGAAGGACAAAUUCCAGCCUCCUGUUAUACUUGAUUGUUCAGAGCUGAAGAGAAAACUCCAAGUAUUCUCUAAGGAAAGUUCGUCAUUGCAGCAGGAUGUGAAGAAAUUCAAAGAGACACUGUCUGAACCAAAGUGGAUACAUGAGUAUGUGGUGCUGGACCGAGGGACUGCUCAUCCUCGAUUUCUUGUGUCUGAUGAUCGGAGAAGCGUGACAUGGGGACAUGUCCGGCUGGAGAUGCCCUACAGCCCCAAGAGGUUUGACCCGGCCCGCUGCGUGCUCGGUUCUCGUGGAUUCUUAUCAGGGAAACAUCACUGGACGGUGGACGUGGAAAAUGGAACUUCCUGGGCUUUGGGCGUGGCCCAAGACACUGUGCAAAGAAAAGGACAGUUCAGUUUUGUACCAGAGGAGGGGAUUUGGGCUGUGGGCCUUAACAAUGGCCAGUACAGAGCUCUGACUUCACCCCCUGAGCUUCUACAUCUAAAUAGCCCCCUUAACCAGAUCCAAGUUUGCCUGGACUAUGAAAGGCAGACUGUUGCUUUCUGUGACUCUGAAGAGCAAUGUCAGUUCUAUUGCUUUCGCUCAGCGGACUUUGAGGGGAAAGCACUCUUUCCUUUCUUCCGCGUUGGAGACAUAAAGACUACCCUUUCCCUAUGCUAA